AUGGGUACAACUAUUUCCAUCCCCUUCUUCCCCAUCUCCGGCGACGAAAACCCUAACCCCACCGACACCGGCACCAUGUCACCACCCCAAUCCGACACCCCCACCACCCCACAACCCGAUCCCACAACCGAACCUUCUAAACCCCAAGAAACCCAAAACCCUAAUCAAGAAUCAACAAAUCCAACAAACCCAGAUGUAAUAACCGAUGAAAAUGGGAAUCAAGAAUCAGAAGAGGAAGGUGAAUGUGGGUUUUGCUUGUUUAUGAAAGGGGGUGAGUGUAAAGAGAGUUUUAUCAACUGGGAAAAGUGUGUUGAAGAAGGUGAAAAGAAUGGUGAAGAUAUUGUGGAUAAGUGUUUUGAGGCUACUUCUGCUUUGAAGAAGUGUAUGGAGGCUAAUCAGGAUUAUUAUGGUGUGAUUUUGCAAGCUGAGAAGGAUGCUGAAGAGGAAGUUAGUAAGCAGUUGGAUCAACAGAAAGAAAGUGGUGUUGCGGGUGAGUCGAAUUCUGAGUCGAGUUCAUCGGAGAAGAAAGAGGAACAGGAACAGGAAAAAGCAUAG
Helianthus annuus (common sunflower) is the source of this 555-nucleotide messenger RNA. RefSeq lists its product as uncharacterized. The transcript has a single exon. Bases 1 to 555 code for a protein of 184 amino acids. The record is from RefSeq and is a predicted model, not a curated record. Lineage: Eukaryota; Viridiplantae; Streptophyta; Magnoliopsida; Asterales; Asteraceae.